This is a messenger RNA of Stegodyphus dumicola, 2704 nucleotides long. RefSeq lists its product as uncharacterized. NCBI's taxonomy places the organism in Eukaryota, Metazoa, Arthropoda, Arachnida, Araneae, Eresidae. The record is from RefSeq and is a predicted model, not a curated record. Gene Ontology annotation, molecular function: calmodulin binding; syntaxin-1 binding; diacylglycerol binding. Gene Ontology annotation, cellular component: neuromuscular junction; synaptic vesicle membrane; terminal bouton. Gene Ontology annotation, biological process: synaptic vesicle priming; synaptic transmission, glutamatergic; presynaptic dense core vesicle exocytosis.
AUGUGUCUUCUAAUGGAAUACUGGUGCUCUUACCCGAGAUGUUUUUUGAACGCCAUGGAAUGAACAGUGUGCUGAACGGGAAAGCGGAGUUCAGUAGAUUAUGUAAUCCAGGUGUUUAUUAGACAACUAUCUUAGUUGUUUUGAAGUAUGUCUCUCCUAUGCGUUACGGUGAGAAGAGCUGCUUUGGUUGGCCCUCCAAAUCAAUUUAAUGUUUAUGUUACAUUAAAAUUGCAAAGUGUGAAAUCUUCAACGAUUUCAGUAAAGGGUAAUAACCCUAGCUGGGAACAAGAUUUCAUAUUUGAAACCAACAGAAUGGAUAUUGGACUUAUCAUCGAAGUAUGGAACAAAGGAAUGUUUUGGGAUAAACUUCUUGGUACGCAGUGGUUGCCACUGACCAGAAUAAAAUACACAAAUGAGUGUGGGGAGGGUCAGUGGCUUUCGCUUGAUCAAGAAUUGGUCAUGGAAGAAGGUGAAGUGGUUGGAACCAAAGUGCCUACUGGACAUAGCCUUCUUCUCGAGGCUCAUUUUGAACUUCCAUGUGACAUAGAAGACCUUGAGGAGGCAGAGCUCAUGAAAAAGCUUGAUAUUUUGAACCAUAUUUUGGGCCAAGAGAUAUCAAGUCUAAGGGAACAAGAUAGAAGACAUAAUUUUUCACUUAACUCCGGCGUCUCUGAAGAUAGUGAUUAUACUAGUGAUGUCAGUUACCCUACGGUUCAACACCCAAGUGCCUCUGUUCACCAUCCCAACAGCUCGGCGUCACAAUUCGGUGGAGCUGCAGAGAUAACUCGCAGGGCUUCCGAGUACUCUUCGCGAGACGGGGAGAAAGCUAAGUAUAUAGAACCUGGAAAUAGUUAUGAAACUGAUUAUGAAGGUCAUUCUGUAAAUUCUAGAGAUCGAAAUGAUUAUAUCGAUAGGAAUUCUAUUGAAGAUCCCUUGUAUUAUAACAGUCGACCAAAUAAUCGAAUGAAUUCACACAGCACUGAUAGAUCCCGCUCAACUAGGUCUACAUCUGGAUAUGAUAAUAGCCUUAGCUUAGAUUAUGAAAGUGAUGUGCGUUAUUCAUUCGAAACAGACAGAAGCUCGAGACAUUGUCAUUUUGAGGAAGAAACUAUUGAUAAUGAAACUGAUAAAAGGAAUUUGGAACGUUUUCAACGUUCUGAUAGGCGUCGUAGUUUAGAGCGUCAGACUGGAUUUGAUGAAUCCCUUCAUGACCGUUUCAUUGAACAGUUCAAUCAAGAUGAUUAUGGUUAUCGGGACAGUCCUGAAACUUAUCCUCAGAGUAGUUUUGAAAGUUAUCCAAGUGUUAGAGAAGAUUCUGUUUCUACAGAUUGGGAAAAAGGUAGUCGAUAUACAUCAUCACAUAGCUAUGCAGAUUCAGAUGCAUAUUACAUGCCAGAAUGGAAUGGCAAACCAGAACCACCUCCUAUUAAAACAAGUGGCAAAUAUAUAUCUGAAGAACCUCGAACUGAUUGGAGUCAGGUUAAUGGGACAAUUCCAGUUAGAAGUAAUAGAUCCAAGCCAGAGCCAGAAGAUUGGCAUAAUGAUAGCACUGGCAGUGAAUGGAAUAAAAGGAGUUUUGAAACUGACUACAAAGAGAGUCCUAGAGGAGGGGAAUGGAAUAAGGAUAUUCCCAUUAUUAAAGAAACACCUGCUCAUGGUAGAAACAGUUGGGUUGAUGAUGUUCCUCCAGUCAUUGAAAGGCUUCCUCCAGAACAUGGUAAAACAAAAGAUCGUUGGAAUGGUCAUCCUGCCAAUGUAGAUGUUGACAGAUGGAAUUCUCAACCAGUUGAACCACCUGUUCAACCAAAUGAUAGGUGGAAUGGCUCAAAAUUAGAACCUGUUAAAGUUUCUGAAAGAAGGAAUAGCCAUGUUUUGCCUCCUAUAAAGAAUGGUACACAGUGGAAUGAUCAUCCAGCUGAAGUAAAAAUAAGUGAUAGAUAUACUAUGGCUGAACCUUUAAAUAAUGAAGAUCGGUGGAUUGGCCACACUACAGUUGAACCAAUUAAAAAUGCUGAGCAUUGGAAGAGUCAUGCAGUUGAAUCUAUAAAGAAUGGUUGGAGUGAAGAAACGGUAGUUGAAGAAUGGUCUGAAGAACCUAUGACUAAUCAUCAAAUUGACUCUGUAAUUAGUAAAUGGCAAGAUGAUAAUGAACGGAAUGAGUGGCUGCCUGCUGAAGAAAGUUUUGACAAAGAGGACAUACCUAAACCAGAAUUUCCAGAUAUUAGGGAAGAAGAACUCCCAGAAGAUGAUCUAGGACCAGAAAAUGAUUUAGUAUAUAAGUCACCUCAUAGAGACUCAGUAGUGACUCAUAGAGAAACAGAGUAUGAAAAUAAUCUAACUGUUAAUAAUAAGGAAACUGAUAUAGGGAGGGAUAGGAGACCUAGUGUAAUGUCAAAUAAAGGAGUGCCUCCAUCUUUAGAUUUGUCAGAAAUGAACAAUGAAAUGAUCAUGCCAAGAAAUGAUGUUCCUGAACUGACUAUUGAUGAUGGCGAUCCUACUAUGUCAAGAGCUAAGCGUCGCUGGAUCACUGCCUUCAAUAAAAUAGUGACUCAGCUAAAUGAGUUCAUUGUCUGAUAGAUUUUGGCAAAGCACGAAAGGGCUUCUACCCGAUGCCGAAGAGGAGGUGAAAGUGUUUAUAGGAAAUCUUCUCAUGUUCACAUUACACAGCGGAAAAAUUACAAAAAAUCAGUGAAGUCUAUUUGUC